AUGGAGAAACCCUCUCUCAACCUCGUGGCCACGUCCGCAGACGGAACAACCCUCUUCACCUCCUCCUCUAACAGGGUCAACACCUUCGUCCUCCCGUCCACCCUCCUCUCCCGCCAAGACGACGGCGACGACAACUCCCCUCUCACCCUCACCCCGCAAGGCACGCUUUGUUUACCCGAGCCCACAUCAGCCAUCGCUCCCUGUCCCUAUUUCGCCCUAGAACAGCCAUCAACACAAUGCCUCCUGACAGCCAGCACCGACCAUCCGAUUCAUUUACACCAUGCUUUUUCUCAUCAACCACCACCAUCAUCACCCUCCUCCUCCUCUGUCGAUGAUGAUGAUUCCACCUCCUCUGGUGUUGUAUCAAGUUAUAAGCAACAUCAACAACCAAAACCCCUAGCAACCUUCCGCCUAAUCCACGCCGAAACAGAGCGCUACCUCCCCAUCACCUCCCUCAUCUGGUCCUAUCCCGGCACCCACUUCCUCGCCGGCUCGACCAAUUGUCUCUCGCUCUUUGACGUCUCCCGUCCCGAUCUCGGUCUAUCCGACACCCCCCUUUUGACCAUCAAGACUACAGGUCCGAACCAUAAAUCUGGGAAGGGGGCCCGGACGGUGGGCAUGAAAGGCACCGUCUCUGCGCUUGCCCUGCAACCCUUAUCUCCUGAUACCUAUGGGAGUCUUGCAGGAGGGGGAGGGAACGUGGUAGCCGCUGGCACGUGGACGAGAAACCUGGGUCUGUAUGACUUACAUCGUGCCGGAGCGUGCGUGGCUACGUGGAAUGUUAGUCAGGCUGCUUCUUUAGCAAAAAUAGGAGGGAGAGGUGUGUUGCAGACGGUUUGGAGCCCCUGUGGGCGGUACCUGGUGGUUAACGAGCGGGAGUCGAGGGGGCUUUUGGUGUACGAUCUGAGGGGCACGCAUCGGUUGUUGGCGUGUCUAAACGGAAGAGAUGGGGAGACGAAUCAGAGGUUGAGCUGUGAUGUUUUUCCGGGGACGAAUGCAGAGGUGGGUGGAUUUGAGGUGUGGGCGGGCGCGAGGGACGGGAAGGUGGUGGUGUGGGAAGGGGUGGGGAUGAAGGAGGGAAGCGUGGAGAUGAGUUAUGAUUUCGAGGUGGGUGCGAGGGAGUCGGCGGUGGGCGGGACGGCGAUGCAUAUGAGCGGGUCGGUGUUGGCUACUUGUUCGGGGUCGUGGAAGUUUCCUGAUGAUGAGGAUGAUGACGAGAGUUCUGGUUCGGAGUCGGAGUCGCAGUCGGAGUCCGAUGACACCGACUCUGGGAGCUCCAGCAGUGAGGGUAGCUCAGAGGAAGAGCAGAGUAGGGCAUCACAGCAACGACAUGGCAGAGCUAGACCACCUCAGGCGGUUGUUGAGGAGACCAGCCUCAAGGUAUGGAGCAUCACUGCAGGAAAUGUAGCUGAGAGUGGCCAUCAGGAGGAGGUCAACGAACCAUAUGAUACAUGA
This is a messenger RNA of Sordaria macrospora k-hell, 1455 nucleotides long. RefSeq lists its product as uncharacterized. Lineage: Eukaryota; Fungi; Ascomycota; Sordariomycetes; Sordariales; Sordariaceae. Gene Ontology annotation, molecular function: protein binding. The record is from RefSeq and is a predicted model, not a curated record.